CCGCCGCCCCCGGGCCCUGGGAGCCGCCAGGACCGCGGCGUCCGCCCCGCGGGGACGCGUCUGCGCCUCCCGCCCCCGGUGGCCCCUCCGUGGGAGCUCCCCGCAGCCGAGGUCAGGGGAAGGCCUGGCGGCCGCCCGCGCCCCGCGGGACUACCCGGGGCUGCGCUGCCUUUGUCGGCGCCCCACGGGGGCGUUCUGGAGAGGAAGACCGGAGACCCCUGAAAGUUUGGUCAUCCCCUUUCUUCUGGUGCUUCUCCAUCAGGGAAGGUGAAAGGCAGAAGAGGACCUGCAGUCACUUGCAUUGUGAAGGACUGGUGUGGGCCACUGCAUGUUUCGAGGACAUGGAGCAGUUAAAUAACAAAUUGCACUAUGAGCACCUGUAAUUCAAGAUAAAUGGAGAUGAACGGCUGGGACAACUAAAUUAAGAUGUCUGUAGAAGGGGGAUGGGAAAUGAUGCAGAACACCAGUGGCACUAGAAGAAAAGGAAAAUAAGGACAACACCAGAAGAUCUUGCUGUCACAGAAGAUUCUUUAGUUUCCUUGGACGACUGAAGACUAUUGCAACUCUUACUGACUAAAUCAUACUGACGUGCUCUAAAGAAAGCAGAGGAGAAAAAUCUGAGAAAUUUUAGAAUUCUUUGGAAAAAGAAACAGCGUGUUGAGAUGGACCUGAAGUGGAAUCCUGACAGAGUUUCUCAUCCGGGCUCAUCUGGAGUCCAGAUGACUGAUUUGAAUUGGCGAGGCAACCAAAAUCCCAGUCCGCUGAUUAAAGAUGAUGGAGAGCUGCUUAUGGAGGAACAUCUUUCCCCCAGGAAACUGAAAGCUUUGGCAGGGGUAGAUGAUCUGCAGCAAGUGAAGGCCCUAGAGAUGCGAGUAGAUACAAGAGAGACCAGCUUGGGAAACUUUGGUGUGCAUCUCCCUAAUCUGAGAGAACUGAAGUUGAACAAUAGCUUACUUGUGUCUGUGAGGGAUCUUGGAACUUCAUUGUCUCACCUCUAUGUCCUGUGGAUGGCUUGCUGUGGGCUCUCAGAUUUAGAUGGGAUCUCUUCCUGCAGCUCUCUAAAAGAACUCUACAUAGCCUAUAACAAUAUCUCUGAGCUGAGCCAGCUGACCUGGCUAGAUCACCUCGAGGUUUUGGACCUGGAAGGGAACAAUAUUGAGGACAUCGACCAGAUGCAGUACUUGAGACUUUGUUGCAAGCUAAGCCACCUGACAGUGGAGGGCAACCUUAUUUGCCUGAAGCCAAAUGCAGAAUCUGCAGAGGAACCAGGUUAUAAUUACAGAGCAGAAGUAAAAAAACUUAUUCCCCACUUGAAGUAUUUGGACAAAAUACCAGCAAGCCAGACUGUUCCCCUUCCUUCCAAGAAGAUGUAUGAAGAUCGUCUAAUCAUCAAGGACUCCAUCAAGGAAGGUGGUUUAGCUGGAGACAUUUCGUGGUUAGAUCCGUAUCUUGGGGCAGUAGCAAGGCAGUCUGGAUGUGGCCCAAGACCCCCAACAGCUUCCAGACCUGGAAAUGCGCAGUGGUCUGCUAAUGUAGGGAGAUCUAGCGAUGCCCACCUCUUAUAUGGUAGCCGUCCUCUUCCAGAUCCUGCUGUUUCUGAUAUGCUGUUCUCAGAAGAUGACUCCAGUGAUUUGACACAUGGACUCAGUCAAGUUAUAUGUGGGAACCCCACCAAGGCCCUUCGUGAAAGGAGGCAAAAACUAGGUCCACCUGCAGUGAGCCCUUUGAAACUGAGCAGUCUGAGGACAGAAAACGUUUAUGGCUCUGGAGGAGGAAAAGAUGUGCACCAGGAAAAUGUGUCCUCUGAACUGAGAGUAUGGAGAGAGCAGCAGAAGAGGUGCCUGCAAACAGGUCAGCAAGAACAAGCCAGCCAAGCAUCAAAGGUAAUUCUUAAUCAUGAGGAAGAGGGUGAAAACUGCAGCCUGACUGACAGCUCUGAAGAUGAGUUGAGGAAGGCCUAUGAUGAGGACCUUGUUGAAAGGAUUUCACUUGAUUCUUCUUGCCACUCCAGUCUCUCCAAGUCUUCCUCAGGUUCAUCACAGACUCAGAAGGGUGCAGUGUUCUCCAACCCAAGCCCUUGUUUAAUUCCAUCCCCUCCAAAAAGCCCUUUGCCUGCAUCUUUAAUGAGUGUUGCAGCAAGAUCCUGGAAAACAAGAAACCACAGGGUAAGAUGCCUAAAAAUACCCAGCCAAGAGGAGGACAGGCAGUGUACACAGCGAUGCCAGUCAAGGGCUCAUAAAGAAAAUUCAACCCAGCCUUUGGAUGAAGAACUUGCUUUCCUGAGCCUGCACAAGAUGCUGUCUGCCUCUGGAUCCCAAGGGCAGCACCAGCCUGCUGGCUGCACCAGCCAGCAAAGGCCUAUUCCAGGACCAACAGCUGUUGGAUCAACAAGGAUCAGGCCCAUCAUGGAUGAGAGGCCUUCUGGAGAGAUCAACCACCAGUAUCCAGCUGUCUGCUCAUCCACGAAAGCCUCAGAGAGGUUUAGGCCAACACAUGCUUCUUGGCCCCUGACUGCCAGGGCUGUGCUGGAGCCACUGCCACACAGUACCACUGCCACAACAACAUCUCAGAACAGAAGUCCUCAGUCCUAGAAAAUACUCAGUUUUCAGCAUGUGUUGGAGCCAUAUACACAGACCAGUCAUGAAGGAUCAAUGCUAUCUUUCAGCUUCUUCUGCAAGCUAAACACAGAGCUGUGCAAGUAGAGCAAUUCAAACAAAUGACAUGAUUUGCCUCAAUUCAGGAUACAGAUGGUCCAGAAAUACUUUAAAGAGCAACCGCUGAUCAACCAAGGAGCUAAUGAACCUCUUAUUACAGAAAAACAUGGUUAUUUUUGCAACUUUUGUGCACUAAAACAGAACAAAUUCUAUCGUAUUUCUUCUCCACCACACCAUGCCCUGCUCUGGGAGUCAAGCAGGGACACUGAACAAAGCAGAGCGUGGAGCCUGCUGUUUGGGAGUGGGCUGGAGGUGGUGAUGAGGCAGCAGCCAUGCCACCUGCCUUUUGCAGUCAUGGAUGUUUAACAUGUGAGGGCCAAAACCGAGGUCUUGAGAAGAAGUGUUGGCUGGAGCAGGUUCUAAGGGAGGGGUACACUGCCUGAAGAAGAGCCCAGGAGGGCUGGAUGGUUUCAGAGCUUAUGCCCCCACAGGAUCUCACCCCAUUCAGAGGCAUCAUAGGUCCUUAUUAGAUGCAUUGCUAUGGGAGCAAAUGCUGAACAAGUGGCUUAUCCCAAUAUUAACAUGUUUGUUUGCUCCAUAGCCACCUGGAAGGACUUCUCUUACUUUAGACAUUGCAUUCCAAAAUUUCUUUAGCACAGUUGAUCUCUGACACUAGGUGUCGGAGCAUGCCCUGCACGUGCCUUUCACCUCCAUCCUACCUCUAGCUUUUUUAGACCAAAUAGACUUUCCAAUUUAGCAUAACUGAAUGAUUUUAAGUGAUGAUGCAGCAAAGACAAGGCAGGGAAGUAAGGGAAUAAUCUCUUGUUUUUUCAAUAGGGCAUUUGCUUUAUAUUUGGGUGAGAUUUAAAACAUUUGUUUUAGUGGGACAGCAGACUGAGUUGCUGUUCCAAAUGACUGUGCCUUACAACUUUAUUGAUGUUGCAGUCUGAAACCAAGCAUCAUUACAUUUUUUUCCAGUUUAAAUUACUAUGGUUAGAUUAUAUUUUUAAAUCAGUUUAUAAAACAGUAAUUACAUAAUGAGUUGAUGAA
Pipra filicauda (Wire-tailed manakin) is the source of this 3704-nucleotide messenger RNA. RefSeq names its product leucine rich repeat containing 56 (gene LRRC56). Gene Ontology annotation, molecular function: protein binding. NCBI's taxonomy places the organism in Eukaryota, Metazoa, Chordata, Aves, Passeriformes, Pipridae. The transcript has 16 exons. The record is from RefSeq and is a predicted model, not a curated record. Bases 663 to 2591 code for a protein of 642 amino acids.